AGCCCUAAAAAUAUUAAUCUUCGUUAAGUCGGUAUUUUGGCGUCUUAACUCUUAACUGAGAGAAAAAAAAAACAAAGCCAGCCAGAUUAAAGCAUCUCUUCUACUAUAAUUAUAUCAAGGAUUGUUAUUCGAUUCGAUAAGUUAAGAGUAAAUGGAGGACUGGGAGGAUGAGAUUCCACCUAUCCCUGCAAAGAAGCUGCCUAAAAGCAAAUGGGAUGAUGAAGAUGUUGAUGAUACUGAUGUUAAGGAAUCAUGGGAGGAUGAGGAUGAAGAUGAACCUCCUCAGCAACCUGUAGCAAAAGCUCCUGAAGAGAAGGCCCCUAAGAAGCCUGCAUCAAAAGCUACUGAAAAGAAAGGGAAAUCUAUUGAAGUAGCUAAACAAGAGCCCCUUGAUCCUGUGGCUGAGAAACUUCGCCAACAAAGGCUUGUGGAGGAAGCUGAUUACAAGUCCACUGCAGAACUUUUUGCCAAGAAAGGCGAUGAAAAGACUCUUGAUAAUUUUAUUCCCAAAUCUGAAAGUGACUUUUUAGAAUAUGCCGAACUUAUUUCUCAUAAGCUUUGCCCAUAUGAGAAAAGUUUCCAUUAUAUUGCACUCCUCAAGGCAGUGAUUAGAUUAUCAGUGACUUCUUUGAAAGCAGCUGAUACGAAAGAUAUAGCAUCUUCAAUCACAGCAAUUGCAAAUGAAAAGCUAAAGGCGGAGAAAGAAACCACAAGUAAAAAGAAGACAGGUGGCAAGAAAAAGCAGCUCCAUGUUGAUAAACCAGAUGAUGAUUUGGUUGUUAAUGCAUAUGAUGAUAUAGACGAGUAUGACUUUAUGUGAUUCAUUUUGGGGCAUAUACCACCUUGUUCUAGUGUUUGCAUAGGGGUCCUGUGUUUAUUGCAGCAGCGAUGUAGAGGCAGUUCCGACGGCUCUUUUUUUUUUGUCUUCCAAUUCAUGGGGAAAUUUAGUUGUCUGGUGAAAACAUCCAUAAUAUGGAGGAUAUUAUUGUUACAUGAACCAUGCAAAAGUCUUCUAGAUGGUUUUGGGCAGUUUUGGUGUUUUUUACCUAAAAAAUAUUCAUAUGAUGUUUUGGCAAAAGGUUAAGAAGUGUUUUCAUUGUAAGAGUAUACAAUUAACCCUAUUUGUUUGUGCAUUAUAAGAACCAGUUGUUUCACAUGAUUUUAAUAAGAUUGUUUCUAGUAUACAA
Gossypium arboreum is the source of this 1187-nucleotide messenger RNA. RefSeq lists its product as uncharacterized. Gene Ontology annotation, cellular component: eukaryotic translation initiation factor 3 complex; cytoplasm. NCBI's taxonomy places the organism in Eukaryota, Viridiplantae, Streptophyta, Magnoliopsida, Malvales, Malvaceae. Gene Ontology annotation, molecular function: translation initiation factor activity. The transcript is spliced from 7 exons. The record is from RefSeq and is a predicted model, not a curated record. The coding region runs from base 152 to 820 and encodes 222 amino acids.